Closterium sp. NIES-65 is the source of this 2508-nucleotide messenger RNA. The record is from the annotation of a GenBank genome assembly. Lineage: Eukaryota; Viridiplantae; Streptophyta; Zygnematophyceae; Desmidiales; Closteriaceae.
AUGGCGCUAAAAGACAAAGUUGUGUUGAAGAUGGGCGACACGAUCGUCGACGUGCUGAUGGGCCCCGUCUACGUCGAGAGCGUCGUGCGCCAUUACCCGAACCACGCGGUCUUUUCGCCCGCCGACGCCAGCAGCGCCUCGCUUUUCGCCAAGCGCGAGGGGCCGCUGCCGCCGGGGCGGGUUCUUAAGCCGGGGCGCUGUUACCACCUCGUGCGGAAAGCGCAAGGGAAGGGCGGGGUUACGGGCGGAGCGGAGUGCGCGCACGCGGAUGAAGGCGGGACGGCGGGGCGGAAGCCUCCGCGGGAUUUGCGCAAGACGCCUUCCGCCAACGGCAGGAAUGAGCGCAAUUUAUCUCCGCCCUCCGCGCAUCCGCAGUCCGCCGUUCCGCCACUGGUGCACGUGCCCGCGCGGUCCCCGCCCCGCGUCACUAUUUUCGUGAAGCCCCGCCAUCGCGUCAAUCACAGCACCAGCGCCCUCCCCGACGUUUCCCCCGACGCCUCUCCGCCACACGCCCGCACCUCCGCCGCCGCCGCUCCAGCGCCGUUUGCCACAGGUGUGCACUCCCCUGCUCACGCAGAUGGCGGAGCGAGCAGGCGACGCGCGGGAGAGACAGGCGGGAUGGCGCUGAACGGGAAGACGGGGGAGAGCCACGCGGCCCAGGGCGCGGGGCUGGCGGCUUCCCCUGGGCGGCUGAUGGUGCCCGCGCUGCGGCGGUCCAGGCGCGGCAUGCACCGCCCGUGCAAAUCGUUGAGCGGAAGUCCGGAGGAGAUACGGGGACUCGCGGAAGAGGCGGGGGCAGGGGGAGGAGGGGGGGGGGAGGAGGAGGAAGGGGGAGAGAUGCGGGGCGAUGGGAAGGCGGGGGAUAAGGGCGAGCAGGGGUGGGCGGAAGCACUGGUGGAGAGGAUGAGGCAGCUGAGUCCGCUGAGGGGGAGGAGCCCUUUGAGGGGGAGGAGUCCGCAGAGAGGGCGCAGCCCUUUGGGGGGGAGGGCGGAGGGGCAGCGCAGCCCUGACCUGGCACGACCGCCCUGUGCUGUGCCCAGGGGGAGCAGUUUCAGCCCGCCCCGCAUGGCGUUUGACAACGGAGAGCAUGCCUCGCAGUACCCUGAACCCCGCCCCCCCAUGCUGCAUCCCCCCACGCCCGUGCUGUUUCUCACCAGGCCCGCCCACUCGUCCCCUCCGCCUUCCCAGCGCUGCGCCGCCUCCACCACCCCCUCGCAGCACUCUCCCCUCUACGCUGCCGCCCCCUCACACCGCUCUCCUCCUCACGAUGACACACACGGGCGUUACCAGGGGGCCUCCAUGAGCCCUCGCCCUGCGAGCCCUUGCCCUGUGAGCGAUGGGGAAGGAAGGGGAGAGAUGGACACAGAGAUGGACACAGAGAUGGACACAGAGAUGUGGCAUGAUGGCGCUGGGAAUGAGUGGACGAGGCAGGGGCAGCAGGGGCAGCAGGGGCAGCAGGGGCAGCAGGGGCAGCAGGGGCAGCAGGGGCAGCAGGGGCAGCAGGGGCAGCAGGGGCAGCAGGGGCAGCAGGGGCAGCAGGGGCAGCAGCAGGGGGGGCGCAGGGAGGAGGCACGCAGUGAAUUGAAGCGCAAGGCACGCGAUAAGCGAAGUGAGGGUGACAGGGCCAAGCAGGGGAGCAGGGGCCGUGAAGACAGUGGCAGUGAGGGCAGAGGGCGAGAGCGCAGCCCGCUGAGGCGCUUGCUGCACGCUAUAUCUCUCGACGCCACGGGCAGUGAGGGCGACAAUCCCAAGCACGGCAGUGACAGUGAGGGCAGAGGCCAGGAGGGCAGAGGCCAGGAGGGCAGAGGCCAGGAGGGCAGAGGCCAGGAGGGCAGAGGCCAGGAGGGCAGAGGCCAGGAGGGCAGAGGCCAGGAGGGCAGAGGCCAGGAGGGCAGAGGCCAGGAGGGCAGAGGCCAGGAGGGCAGAGGCCAGGAGGGCAGAGGCCAGGAGGGCAGAGGCCAGGAGGGCAGAGGCCAGGAGGGCAGAGGCCAGGAGGGCAGAGGCCAGGAGGGCAGAGGCCAGGAGGGCAGAGGCCAGGAGGGCAGAGGCCAGGAGGGCAGAGGCCAGGAGGGCAGAGGCCAGGACCGCAGCCCACUGAGGCGCCUGCUGCACGCCAUUUCCCUGGACGCCCCCUCCCGCCCUGCCAGAGCCAGGCGCGCCGUGGAUGACAGCCUGGUGGGCCGCAGCAGCAAGGGCAAGUCAGCACAUGGGACACAGGGUGUAGCAGCUGCAACAACGGCAGGGGCAGCGGGCACAGCAGCAGCAGCAGAGGAGGACAUAGAGUGGCAGGCGGCGGUGCAGGCGUUCAGGCGGAGGGUGGAGGUGCUGAACGGGGAGUGCCUGUUCAACUGGUCCACGGUGACAGCGGGCAAGGAGGAGAGGCGCGCCGUGAUGUGGAAACCCGACCUGCCCGACGUGCAGGAGGCGAGUGACGCCGGGUCGUUUGCGGCGCCCAUCACACGGCACAAGCGGACACUGUCCGCUCAGAUCACCAGCUGGCUGAGCUAG